AUGGAACUCAUCAACGAAAGAAAUGAUACAUUUAGACUUUACGUCGACCCAUUUCGUCCUGGAGCUGAUGCAGCCCAACAGUUUCAGUAUGCAGUGAGAGUUAUUGGAAGCAACUUUGCUCCCACUGUUGAACGGGAUGAAUUUCUUGUAGCAGAGAAAAUCAAGAAAGAACUUGUGCGGCAAAGAAGGGAAGCAGAUGCUGCUUUGUUUUCAGAACUCUACAGGAAACUCAGUUCACAGGGUGUUUUGAAAAACAAAUGGUCAAUACUUUACCUCCUGCUUAACCUUAGUGAAGAUCCACGUAAGCAGUCUAACAAGGUAUCAAGUUAUGCCACACUCUUUGCACAAGCCCUACCACGGGAUGCUCAUUCAACCCCUUAUUACUAUGCCAGACCUCAAAGCCUCCCAUUGAAUUACCAAGACCGCAAUGCUCAGUCUGCCCAGAGUUCUGGUAGUAUGGGAAGUAGUGGGAUCAGUAGCAUCAGCCUAUAUGCCUUGAAUGGGCCAACACCAACUCCACAAUCACUCCUUCCAGGACAAUCCGGUCAAGCUCCAGGCAUUGGAGAUGGCCUCCGUCAGCAGCUGGGGUCACGUCUUGCGUGGACUCUAACUGCAAGCCAGCCUUCUUUACAAAGCGCUACCUCAAAAGGCCUUCCUAAUGCUCUUUCCCGCAGUGUGUCAAGGUCAAGGCGAGAAGGAGAUACAAGUGGUUCUGUUGAAAUAACUGAAGCAAACCUUGUAAGAGAUGUUUUAUACGUCUUCCAGGGAAUAGAUGGCAAAAACAUCAAAAUGUGCAAUUCUGAAAACUGCUACAAAGUAGAGGGAAAGGUGAGCUUGUCCAAAUCUCUCAGAGAUACUACAAGCAGACUUGCAGAGUUGGGAUGGCUACAUAAUAAAAUAAGAAAAUACACAGACCAAAGGAGUUUGGAUCGUGCGUUUGGACUUGUGGGUCAGAGUUUUUGUGCAGCCUUACAUCAGGAACUCAAAGAAUACUACCGACUUCUCUCUGUUUUGCACUCUCAACUGCAAUUGGAAGAUGAUCAGGGCGUGAAUUUGGGACUUGAAAGCAGUUUAACCCUUCGUCGUCUUCUAGUCUGGACAUAUGAUCCUAAAAUAAGGUUAAAGACCCUUGCAGCACUUGUUGAUCACUGUCAAGGGAGAAAAGGUGGCGAACUGGCUUCGGCAGUUCAUGCCUAUACUAAAACAGGCGAUCCCUACAUGAGAUCUCUGGUUCAGCACAUUCUUGGCCUAGUAUCCCAUCCUGUACUGAAUUUCCUUUAUCGCUGGAUUUAUGAUGGAGAGCUGGAGGAUACGUACCAUGAGUUUUUUGUAGCUUCAGAUCCUACAGUUAAAACUGAUCGGUUGUGGCACGACAAAUACACUUUGAGGAAAUCAAUGAUUCCAUCUUUUAUUACAAUGGAGCAAUCAAAAAAGGUCCUCCUAAUAGGAAAAUCCAUAAACUUCUUGCAUCAAGUUUGUCAUGAUCAGACUCCAUCCACAAAGAUGAUUGCUGUGGCAAAGUCUGCAGAAUCUCCAAAAGAUGCGGCUGAUUUGUUCACAGAUCUGGAAAACGCAUUUCAAGAAAAAAUUGAUGCAGCUUAUUUCGAGACCAGCAAAUACUUGCUUGAUGUUCUCAAUAAGAAGUACAACUUACUAGAGCACAUGCAAGCCAUGAGGCGCUAUUUACUGCUUGGCCAAGGAGACUUUAUCAGGCACUUAAUGGACUUGCUCAAGCCAGAGCUUGCACGACCAGCUACAACUUUAUAUCAGCAUAAUCUGACGGGAAUCCUUGAAACAGCUGUGAGGGCAACUAAUGCGCAGUUUGAUAACCCUGAGAUUCUCAAACGGUUGGAUGUUCGGCUUCUGGAGGUGUCUCCUGGGGACACUGGAUGGGAUGUCUUCAGCUUAGACUAUCAUGUUGAUGGGCCAAUAGCAACGGUAUUUACACGUGAGUGCAUGAGCCACUAUCUAAGAGUGUUUAAUUUCCUUUGGAGAGCAAAGCGGAUGGAGUAUAUUCUUACUGAUAUAUGGAAAGGACACAUGUGCAAUGCAAAGCUAUUGAAAAGUAUACCAGAGCUUUCUGGGGUGCUGCAUCAGUGUCACGUUCUGGCAUCAGAAAUGGUCCAUUUCAUUCAUCAAAUGCAGUAUUACAUUACAUUUGAGGUACUGGAAUGUUCAUGGGAUGAACUCUGGAACAAGGUCCAACAAGCGCAGGACUUGGAUCACAUAAUUGCAGCUCAUGAAGUUUUUCUGGACACAAUCAUCGCUCGGUGCUUGCUGGAUAGUGACUCCAGGGUACUUCUCAACCAGCUUCGGGCUGUUUUUGAUCAGAUCAUUGAGCUCCAGAAUGCCCAAGAUGCAAUGUAUAGAGCUGCUUUGGAAGAGUUGCAGCUGAGGUUGCAAUUUGAAGAGCGAAAGAAACAGCGUGAGCUUGAGGGCGAAUGGGGUGUAACUGCGUCAGAAGAGGAGGAAGAGAACAAGAGGAUAAAAGAAUUUCAAGAAUCAGUACCCAAAAUGUGCUCGCAGCUUCGCAUACUUACUCAUUUUUACCAGGGAAUCGUCCAGCAGUUCUUGGUCUUGCUGACAACCAGUUCUGAUGAAAGUCUUCGAUUUCUUAGCUUUAGAUUGGACUUCAAUGAACAUUAUAAAGCAAGAGAACCAAGGCUUCGUAUUUCUUUGGGCACUCGAGGCAGACGAAGCUCACAUAUGUGAAACAGUUUCUAGUGACUGCACCUCGGUAUCCGAAGGAUGUUGAACCUCUUGUUGGACAAGGCAAUCAGUGUCAACAUAAUUACACCAAGUGGCGUGUGAUAGGUGUCCACCAUUUCUGCAGACAAUGUGUUUCCCGUCAUGUGAUUGUGUGACACUAUAUAGCGGAAAGCAAAAAAAGUAUGUUUUUUUACACUGAUGUUUAUAAAACAACCAGACUAAAUGAACUGUUUGAACCUCUUCCAAUCAACUUGUUACAUCAUCCUUUUCCACAAAUGCCGUAUUACUUUGGAGCUUUGUAAGCUCCCUCCACUGUAACUUUUAUCUGCGUCCAGGAAAUUGCAUCUUUUGUUUUUGGAGGCACCAUUUCCUUUUUUAACAAGAAAACAAGAAAUUUAUUUUUUCUAUAUACUUGUUCUAUUUGAAAAUAGCUUUUGUUAAAGCUGACAGAUUAGAACUCAGACCUAAUGUCCUUGCUAAGAAGCUAUAGAAAGCAUUUUCUUAUGCUGAUUUUCAGUGUUGUGAUGUAUAUGACUGUGUGAGAAACUUUGUAUCCAGGGACAUAAAGUUAACUUUAAUUUUUCUUUGUUUUCAAGGUUAGCAGUUUCAAAUACAACUGAUUUAAUGGGCAAAUUCUACUGCUACUGUACAGGAGCAAACUGUAGCAGCAGAGCAGGAGUGAAUUUAUUUCCCAUAAGAUAUCUGAAGAAUUGAAGUUAAAGCCUCACUACUGUCAAAGGAAAGUGUCCGUAGGGAUAGAAGUGAAUAAAGUAUUUUGUGUUGAGAAUCUGAGAUGUUAGAAAGAAAGGGAUUUGGAUGAGAUUAAGUACAUUUUUCUUCUCUUCCUUCCCUGUUUUUCCAUUGUAAAUAUUUAUAUAUUGCUGUCCAGAUGCUGGGGGGGGCAGGACGGGACACAACACGACUCUUCUUUUGCAAAGAUGCCACGAUAUCAGGUCAUUGAUUAUGUUCCACACAUACAAGCUUAGAAAAAUAAAAACGCA
Molecule: messenger RNA, 3710 nt
Organism: Struthio camelus australis
Lineage: Eukaryota; Metazoa; Chordata; Aves; Struthioniformes; Struthionidae
Source: RefSeq, a predicted model, not a curated record